Molecule: messenger RNA, 1083 nt
Organism: Pundamilia nyererei
Lineage: Eukaryota; Metazoa; Chordata; Actinopteri; Cichliformes; Cichlidae
Product: probable E3 ubiquitin-protein ligase ARI7
Exons: 6
Coding region: 211-1083 (290 amino acids)
Source: RefSeq, a predicted model, not a curated record
CAAGAAAACAACGUCGCGGGUUCGACCUGCGGGCAGCUGCUUCUGUUCUUUGAAAAAUAAGAAAAGAUGAUGGAAAGACGACUAUUGCGGUUGUGUCUUGUGGGGCAAGAAUUUCCUUGCGAGUAUAUUUGACAAUUUUGGGAAUCCUGACAUCGUUGGAUUUUGGCAGUUCCUCUCUUACUGAUUAUCUGAAGGCGGCGCUGAGUCAGGAUGGGUUUAAAACUGUCCAAAAAGAAAAAUAUUUCUCAUCAGAGGAGCAGAACUCCCUCUCAAGACUCCAGAAGCAGUUUGACAUAUGAGGAGGAGAAGUGCUACGACCCAUCCGACUCUACACUUACAUUUGUGGAUGGAGAUGAUGAGUUGGACUUCUUGUAUGAGGACUUCAAGUCUCUGAGAGCGCUGAUGUCUUGCGGCCAUGCCGUCACUCCCAUGUCUCUCACCAACUGGUGUCUUAGCUUAUUGAAUCAGGGCGAGAGCAGGUUUGUGUGCGGCCAAACUGAAUGUCAUGCUGAGUGGUCCUUUGAGGAGGUUUGUAAAAUGGCUCUUCUAACCCCGGAAGAAAUCGAGUACUUUGAAAAGAAAAUGUUCAGCAACUCUAAGGAUGUUUUUGAUGUUAAAUCAUGUCCUGGCUGCAAGUCUUCAGUGCUGAGAACUGACUUCAGUAAUCUGUGUACUGAAUGUACAGUGUGCACAGCUGAUCUAAAUCGGACCUUUACGUUCUGUUGGCAGUGUUUGAGGGAAUGGAAAGGUCCGUCCCCACGUUCAAACCGAUGUGAAAAUCAUGGCUGCAACAAUAAGUCCUUAGAAACUCUGAGAAAAUGUCCAGAUAUUACCUUCCAGAAUGUGGAGGGCAUCACUGGCUGUCCCUCUAUCCGUGCCUGUCCCACAUGUGGCUUCCUAGUGGAACAUAACACAACUGGGUGUAAAAACAUCUUCUGUACACGUUGUAAGCUGCAGUUCUGCUUUGUUUGCCUCAAAAUGAAAGAGGAAUGUUUGGAGACGAGUGAAUAUUACAAACCUUGUUCCAGUGGUGUAGCACCUAGACAGACUUCUAUACCAGUGUGUCAGUGGGAUGAUUACUAG